GGGGAGAAAAUGAGGGUGUGUUAAAAAGGAGGGGAAAGUUUGGUGAGAAUAAAAGAAGACGCUGAUGUGGAGAGAAAGAGAGAGAGAAUGUGAGUUAAGAGAAGAACAAAGAAGAGUGAAGAGUGGAAAGAGACAUUAGAUAUCCUAUUAUUCUUCCAUUCAGAGAUGAUGUCAUUCUGCUGGAAUUGGGCAGCUCUGCUCCUUCUACUAGUACUGACCCCUGACCUGCUUCCCACCCACCUCAUCAACACCCGACCCCUCCUCACACAUGCCAUCCCCACCUCCCCGACGGUCACACACCCCAAGAUCCAAUAUGUUACCGGCGUGGGCUUUGACUACGACGAAGAUGACUACACUGAAGAGAAAGCUUCCCAUUCCCCUCCCAAUUACAGCAAAACCUCAUCAGCUUCUACUCUGGUUCCGAUGCAGCCCAAGCCCUGUGACUACCACCCCUGCCAGGACAACCAGAUGCCCUGCUCCCAGCUCUCUGCCCAGACCGGGUGCCUCUGCCCUGGGCUAAGCGGGGUAGACGAGCCCCCUCACGCUCCACACCUCCAGAAGCUAGUGCCAGGCACUGAUGGAGGGGCAGAGGUACGGUGGUGCGCUCCAGCCUCUGUGGUAUCUGGAUACCGGGUCGUGAUCGAAGAUCGAAAGGGAGCGCCUCUCCAGUUCCGGGGUGAUUCUCGGAGCGGGGUGCUGGGGGAACUAGAGGCAGGUGUCAAGGUGUGUGUGGAGGCAGUGAACAUAGCGGGAACCAGCGCCCCCUCUGAGCUCUCCUGCCUGCGCUACGACCCCCCUGAGGCCACCAACCUGGCCCUAAGGGCGGGGGUCAUCGGAGGGGGUCUGGGAUUUCUCCUGCUCCUCUCCUUGGUCGCCCUGGUCCUCUGGAGGCGACAGACGUGUAAAACAGGGGAAAACUCUGCAGAGGGGCUGGGGAACCCCUCCUACAGCACGGAGGGAACGCUGUGAUGCAAUUCUGUGUAGCAGAGAAUGUAAGAGUAAAGUAACUGGGAUGGGACAGCGACAAAAUGGCUUCCCUCACCAGUGACUCACCAGCACAGUGCUCAGGUUGUUCAGAAUCCUGCACUUAGGAAUAUGGAAAUUAAAUAAUAACUUUUGACUUUUGUGUACUAAAUAACCCUAACAAAAGCUUAAGAAGCUUUGUGACUAAAGAGACUGCAGGUUGUUUGCUGGCAAAUUAACUUGUGUACAGUGGUGAUUUUAACAUGUAAAUCUUGGUGGGGCAAAAAAAUGGGAUGUGCAUGCCAGCAAAGCCAUUACACUACACAAC
Molecule: messenger RNA, 1291 nt
Organism: Salvelinus sp. IW2-2015
Lineage: Eukaryota; Metazoa; Chordata; Actinopteri; Salmoniformes; Salmonidae
Source: RefSeq, a predicted model, not a curated record